AUGGCCACCGGAUUCGGGCCCUGGCGGCGGCGAUAUACAAGAUCGCACCUGCCAGAGACCCCGGGCGGGCUGUCCGACGAGGCCGAGGAAAUGCUCACUAGGUGUUUGACGAAGGACCCGAGAGAGAGGUGGACGGCGGCUCAGCUCCUCCAGCACCCAUUCGUUGAUUCCGUUGAGGAGGAGGAGGAGGAGGAGAUUGUGUGUCUUGAAAUUAGGGAGUUGACAAGAAAAUAUCUAGUGGAUGGAUCAAGGGAUUUGGGAUUCUCUGGAGGACUCCAAUUUUCUGAACUCCGGCUGAAAUCGAAUCGUAUUCGAAUUAUCCCCGACGGACCGGGUUCGGGCUUUGGUCGGAGAGAUGAUCAGGUCUCUGUUCUUUCUUUCGAAGCGAGCCAUUGGAAAGGAAUUGAUGCACCGAAUCUGCUCUUGCAACCUUCCUCGGACUCUGUUCUUCCCCUUCUUUCUAUGACCGCAACAGCUUUCUGA
This is a messenger RNA of Striga asiatica, 483 nucleotides long. The record is from the annotation of a GenBank genome assembly. Lineage: Eukaryota; Viridiplantae; Streptophyta; Magnoliopsida; Lamiales; Orobanchaceae.